ACUGGGGUGAAGCAAGCAGUGUUGUUAGAAGCGGGCAAGGUUUUAUCGGGAUCAGAAGUGAUCAGCCGUCGAGAAGCCGCGCGAGAAGUGCAAGAGCAAACGUUUGUAUGGUUAAUUGAAGUGACUGUUAAUUCGAUAUGCCAGCCUACAUCGAAUUCGAGCUUCUGAACAAAAACGAGGUCGCGAAUAAAAGCCUGGGCUUCGUCGUCGGCGAGGAGAACAGCGACAGUUACGUCCUGACGAUGCUUAGGUUGGCAAUCGUGUCCCUCGGCUUACCCUUAAACUUGGCAGUGGUGGCAGUGAUAGUUGGCAGUAAUGGAUCUAUGCGCACUGCAUCGAAUUGCUACGUCAUCAGCAUACUGAUAUCGAACCUGAUAGUGAUCCUCCAGAUCCUCCUUGACGUCCUGAAACGAUGGUUCCAAUUCUGCUUCCACACUAACGGCGUCUACGUCGCCUUCCUGACUCUGGAGGCCUCGGUUCUGACCUUGGUCAUCUUCGCGAUUGAGCGAUACGUCGCACUUUGUCAUCCGAAAUCGCAAUCCAGUCCGGAUUUUGGAUUCUCGCAGGGUGCCAAAGGCGUUCUUGUGAUUUGGGCGAUGGCUGCUACUUUCGCAGCGAUGGAACUGAACUUGAGGUACCAUUUUCUUGCCAGCAUUCAGGGCUUCAUAUUCCUAGCUUCGACCACUAUGUUCCUAUUUCUUCCCACCAUCGUGCUCAUCGCUCUGGGUACAUUCGUGCUGAUCGAUACCACCAGCUUCAAGAACAUCGAGGACAACGACGCUACCAGGGUUUUCGUGGCCCUCGCUGCGGUUUUCUAUGUCAGCAUGGCUCCGUAUCGGAUGGUGUCCUUGGUCCGCUUUAUGGCUCCAACGUUAUGCUGUUCGCAAACUGUACUCAACGCUAGCUACUUGAUCGUCGAAUUAUCUGCGGCGGUUAACCCGAUACUCUACACCCUCGUAUCCAAGCAUUUUCGAAGCGCGUUUAAGGUACGCUUUUGCGACUACCUUGAGCGACAAAACGCUUCAUCGUUUUUGUGCAAGUCAUGGACCGACGACCAACACUCUGAUCCUGUGAUCCUUACAAUCAUGGAUAAGACGGAGGUGAAAGGGUUUACCGUCGAAAACAACAGCCGUCUCAAAGAAAAACUGAAGAUUUUCGACACGAGUGGAAGGAGGAGCGGCAGUUGA
Diprion similis is the source of this 1187-nucleotide messenger RNA. RefSeq names its product thyrotropin-releasing hormone receptor-like. Gene Ontology annotation, cellular component: plasma membrane. Gene Ontology annotation, molecular function: G protein-coupled receptor activity. NCBI's taxonomy places the organism in Eukaryota, Metazoa, Arthropoda, Insecta, Hymenoptera, Diprionidae. Gene Ontology annotation, biological process: G protein-coupled receptor signaling pathway. The coding region runs from base 138 to 1187 and encodes 349 amino acids. The record is from RefSeq and is a predicted model, not a curated record. The transcript is spliced from 3 exons.